This is a messenger RNA of Caenorhabditis angaria, 4962 nucleotides long. Lineage: Eukaryota; Metazoa; Nematoda; Chromadorea; Rhabditida; Rhabditidae. The record is from the annotation of a GenBank genome assembly.
AUGUCGGUUCGAGACACUAUUAUUGAUUUGGCACAUGAUCAAGCGAAAGUUGCACAAUUGAAACAUCACGCUAGAUUGACUGAUAAACAGUGAGUUUCGAAAAAUUUUGGUUGAUGUUUUGGCACCAAAAAUCUACUCGGAUCCAUUUUAAUGGUCAAUUAUUAAACAAAAAUCUGAAAAUAUUCUUUUCCAGAGUUUAUCUUUGGACGAUUGAAGGGCUUGCGAAAAAAGGAAAAAUGGAACAACUUUUUGAUAUGGCGCAGAAAAAAUCGCCGGUUGGAUAUGCUGUGAGUUGGUUUUUUGAGUUAUGACGUGGAAAAACGUAAAUUGUCAGACUGUGCUUGUUUUUUUGGAUCUAAUUUCCCAUAAGUUUUUCUCUAGACUUUCCCAAAAAUAAAAGUACACCGGAAAUUAAUAAAUGGAACCUAAAAUUAACUACUAUCGAAUAUAGAAGCAUAAAAAAUUUUCAAAUGUUCAAUGAGAGAAUUUUAGAUUCCCGAAAGUUGAAAAAAUUCAAUCUCUCAAAAAAACUUUGAAUAUCGAAUAUUUCCUAAAAAAGCCAAAAUUUGAACUUUUUUCUUAAAAACCAUAUUGUUUUCCACGUCAUAGCUCUAGCUUUUUAUGUAAUAAAAAUUCAAAUUGUUCCAGCCAUUUGUAAAAGCUUGUGUGAGAUAUAAGCGAUUCGACGAAGUCAAAAAAUACAUGGCAAAAGUGAAUGGAUAUAAUGAUUUGAUUGCUGCAAAUUUAGCUAUGAAGUGAGUGUUUUUUAGGCUUAUGGGGAAUUUAAUAGGGCGAAUACUUUACUGAAAAUUGGAGCAUAAUAACUCCCAAAAUUCCAGGAAUUUCAGACAAAUUUUAAUCAGUUAUUUUUUGAAUCAAAGAUAGCUUAUAAAAAAUCCUUUUCCUCUAAUAUAUUUUUGACCAAAAUUAGGAACUACGUGGAAGCGGCAAAAAUGGCAUUCGACAGACGAGAUCGUGAAAUGUUGCACUCAAUUUUCCUGAAAUCACACGAGGAUAAAAUUCAGUAUGAAAAAGUUGUCCAGAUUUGGAGAACUCCCUAGAUUUUUGUAUAUAGGCUUUUUUUUUGAUAAUUUGUGAUAUGUAAUUAUUUAUUUAUGCAGAAUUUUUAUUGGAAUUUUGAAGUUUUAUGUGAUUUUUUGUUAGAGUCUCUUUGAGAUCUCUGAAAAUAUCUACCUCGAAAUUGAAAAUUCAGAAAAAUAUGUUUUCCAAUUUUAGAUGAGUAAACUGUGGUCUUGCACCGAAACGGUGUUGAAUGGCGGAAUUAAAAUGUUUUUGUAUUCGUCGAAAACUUCGAAAUUACGGGUUGCUGUUGGAGAAGUUCCGGGACCAAUGGUACAUGGAAGUGUUUCAUUUGGUGGGUUUUUGAGAAGCUGCGGGGGUUCUAGAUUUUGGCAAAAAUUCGGAAAGUUAAAAAAAAUAUCAGAAAAUUCAAGUUUGGCCUGAAAAUCUGAAUUUUGAAUAUCAAUAAAUAAAUAAAACUUCCACCUUUUUUCCAGUUACUGAAGCUGACAGUGAUGAUGGAUUACCUCACACAUUGGAGCAUUUGGUAUUUAUGGGUAGUAAAAAAUAUCCAUUCAAAGGAGUUUUGGAUGUAAUUGCGAAUCGAUGUUUGGCUGAUGGAACUAAUGCUUGGACUGAUACUGAUCAUACUGCAUACACUUUGAGUACUGUGGGUUUAUUUGAAUUUAUAUGUACAUUUUAGUAUAUAUCAAUUUUUAGGUCGGAAGCGAUGGAUUUUUGAAAGUUCUACCGGUUUAUAUCAAUCAUUUGCUUACUCCAAUGUUAACUGCUUCUCAAUUUGCUACUGAAGUUCAUCACAUUGAUGGAAAGGGAAAUGAUGCGGGGGUUGUUUAUUCGGAAAUGCAAGAUCAUGAAUCAGAAAUGGAAUCAAUUAUGGAUAGAAAAACGAAAGAGAUGAUCUAUCCUCCUGGAAAUCCAUAUUCAAUUGAUACUGGCGGACGAUUGAAAAAUCUGAGAGAUUCAUGCAGUUUGGAAAAAGUGCGAAAUUAUCACAAAAAAUAUUAUCAUUUGUCAAAUAUGGUUGUAACUGUUUGUGGAAAAGUGAACCAUGAGCAACUUUUGAAAAUUAUGUCAGAAGUUGAACAGGAACACGCUUCAACAAUUCCUGAUCAUUUUCCAAAACCAUUUUCGAUUGCGCCAUGUGAGAUCAAAGAAUCGAGAGUUGAAAAAGUGAUUUGUCCGAGUGAUGAUGCGACACGUGGAAGUGUGGAAAUUGCUUGGUUUGCACAUAGUCCAACUGAAUUAGAAGUUCAUUCUGCACUUCAUGUGCUUUUCGAUUAUUUGAGCAAUACUUCGGUUGCACCGAUUCAGAAGGAUUUUGUUUUGUUGGAUGAUCCAUUGGCCAGUGGAGCGUAUUUUCAUGUGGCGGAAGGGGUAAGGAUUUUUAAGAUGAAUUUGAAAAAUCAGAUUUUCAAAAAAGUGGUUCCGAAUUUCAAAACCUUCAUGAAAAAUAUUAUUUUUCAUCGAUACAAACUUAUGUAUAUGAGAAGUUUUGUAUUAUAAUUUCAAUCUAGAAUUUUUUAUAGUACCUGAUUUUUAAAAGAAACAACUAUCAAUCUAAACAAAACCCCUCAAUCUUACAGGUUCGCUGCGAUCUUCGCCUGAAUUUCACCGGAGUUCCAAUCGAAAAAUUGGAACUCGUCGCACCAAAAUUCUUCGAUAAACUUGUUCGAGAACACUUGGAAGAAUCGAAAUGGGAUAUGGAAAGAAUGGGUUUCCUCAUUGAUCAAACUAUCCAAAAUGAGUUGGUGAAACUAGAAACAAAUGCGCAAAAAGAUAUCAUUUCGCAUGUUAUUGGUCGGUUAAAAAAAAAAAGAAACCACACCAUUUAAUUAUUUUCCCAUUUUAUAGGUCAUCAAUUAUUCGAUGAUUGGGAUAUGAACCUUUUCCAACAACGAAUCAAUGAAGUUGAUUAUUUGAAAAAAUUGAAAUCCGAACCGGCUAGUUUUUGGUGUGGACUUGUGAAGAAGUUCUUCACCUCUCCAAAUGCUACAGUAAUUGGAAUUCCUGAUGAGAAAUUGGUUGAUAAAAUUGCGGAGGAUGAAGAGAAACGAUUGAAUGAGCAACGAAAGAAAUUGGGAAAAGCUGGACUCGAGCAGAAAAAGAAGGAAUUGGAUGCGGCGAUUCAUGAAAAUACGGUAGAGAUUUUUUUUUGAAAUAUGAGAAGGGGGUUCUAAUUUUGAUAAUUAUUUCAGGCGAAUCAUCCAAGUGCUGAAUUGUUGGAUCAAUUAAUUGUGAAAGAAUUGGAAAGUUUUGAUAGAUUCCCUGUUCAAAGUUUGACCAAAUCAUCAUCCUCAUUGACUCCUCAACAAUCUGCAUUCUUGAAUCAAUUCCAAUUCCACGCUAAUCUUCACAAUUGUCCAACAAAAUUCGCUGAAGUCUUCGUUCUUUUGGAUUCAUCGAAAUUGACACAAGAAGAACGUAGUCUUCUUCUUCUUUAUAAUGAUUUGUUAUUCGAAUCGCCUGCAAUUAUCGAUGGUGUCAAAUAUUCGGCUGAAGAAGUCGCAAAAUUAUUCACCAAAGAUUUGAUUGAUCAUUCGAUUCAAGUUGGUGUUUCGGGUCUUUUUGAUCGAUUGGUUUGUUUGCGGAUGAAAGUAGCAGCGGAGAAAUAUGCAAUUCUGGCAAAAUGGACGCAGAUUUUUACGCAGGGUGUUAUUUUCGAUGCAACACGGGUUAAAAUGUCGGCACAGAAAUUGGCGAGUGAAGCGAGAGAGAAAAAGAGAGAUGGGUGUACUGUAGCAUCGAUUGCUAUCGCUUCAAUGGUUUAUGACAAAAGUUGGUUUUUUUCUGGGAAAUUUAGGGGAUUUCAAGUUUUGCAAACCGAAACAUGCUCGAAAUUCUUAAUUUGCAGACAGCAAUCCAAUAAUGUAUGACGAAUUAGUUCUCGAAAAAAUUCACGAAAAAAUCGCCAAAGAAUGCUCGAAAAAACCGGACGAAGUUAUCGCGAAACUCGAAAAUGUCCGAAAAGCCCUUUUCGCUUCGGGACUCAAUGUUCAUUUUGUGGCUGAUGUUGAUUUGAUUGAUAGAAAUCAGAUGAAACCGGAACUUUGGAAUUGGGUGAAUGAAGAUUCGAGAUUUGGAAAAGGAGAACAAUUUAAGGUAAGAGUUAUUCUUUAUUAAUAUUUAUUCUAAAAAUAAGGUUUUCUAGGCAAGCUGUGGUGAAGAUGUGAAUUCGACACUUGGACGACAAUUAUUGAUUGGUGUUGGUGGAUCUGAAUCGAGUUUUAUCUAUCAGACUGGAUUCUUUGAUGCCGAUUGGACUUCGGAUUCAUUGAUUCCAGCGAUGGUUUUCGGACAAUAUUUGAGUCAAUGUGAAGGUUUGUUUCACAGAAUUAAAAAACAAACCUAAUUCACCCCAUAACAUUCUAGGACCACUUUGGCGCGCAAUUCGUGGAGAUGGUCUUGCAUACGGUGCCAACAUUUUUGUCAAACCCGAUCGCAAACAAAUUACACUUUCACUUUAUCGUUGUGCUCAACCAACUGUUGCCUAUCAAAGAACUAAAGAUAUUGUCAAAGAAAUUGUGGAAAGUGGAAAAAUAUCGGAAGCUGAAUUUGAGGGAGCUAAAAGAAGUUUGGUAUUUGAAAUGAUGAAACGAGAGGGAAAUGUGAGCAGCGCUGGAAAAUUGAGCAUUUUGAACAAUUUUAGACAAACACCACAUCCUUAUAAUAUGUAAGUUAUCUAUUUUUGGGAUUAAAAUUCGCAUUCAAAAAUUUUGCAGCGAAUUGUGUCGCCGUAUCUGGAACAUGACAUCCUCUGAAAUGGUGAAAAUUGGUGGACCACCAAUGUCGAAAAUAUUCGACGAACCAAAUUAUGCUCGAUCCAUCGCUGUUCAUCCAUCGAAAAUCAAAGAAAUGAAGGCAUCUUUCCCUGGAAUCGAAUCAAUCAACAUCUCGCAUCUACAGUAUGACAAUUCGAAGUGA